AUGAUCAAUAAUGCUUCAAACUUUGCAGCAUCAAUAACAAUUAGUUUGAUAUUGUGCUUAAUAUUAUUAUGGAGUAGCAGUGUUUGUGACUGUGUUCCAAACACAAACAUCACCACUAUUCUCUGCAACUCUGGUGUAUACACUUCUGGGGACCCUUUUGCAAUUAGUUUAUCCUAUGUUCUUGAAGAAUUAGAGGAAGUAACACCAACACAAAAAAACUAUGAUUACUACAAUAUUUCACCUUAUCCUAAUGCAUUUGCAUAUGGACAUGCUGCUUGCAACAACAACAACAACUUGAAGAAGAAGAAGAAUCUAACAUCCUCUGAUUGCAAAGCAUGUCUUGGUGUUGCAAAAACUACUAUGUUGAGUUCAUGUGAGAAAAGAAUAGGGGCUCGUUCUGUUCUUCAUGAUUGUACAAUUAGGUAUGAACAAUACCCAUUUGAUGAUUAA
This is a messenger RNA of Arachis stenosperma, 450 nucleotides long. Its product is annotated as antifungal protein ginkbilobin-like protein. The transcript has a single exon. Lineage: Eukaryota; Viridiplantae; Streptophyta; Magnoliopsida; Fabales; Fabaceae. Gene Ontology annotation, cellular component: plasmodesma. The record is from RefSeq and is a predicted model, not a curated record. The coding region runs from base 1 to 450 and encodes 149 amino acids.